This is a messenger RNA of Oncorhynchus mykiss (rainbow trout), 7779 nucleotides long. It is a transcript of the gene glsb, whose product is annotated as glutaminase b. The record is from RefSeq and is a predicted model, not a curated record. Lineage: Eukaryota; Metazoa; Chordata; Actinopteri; Salmoniformes; Salmonidae. Gene Ontology annotation, biological process: L-glutamine catabolic process. Gene Ontology annotation, molecular function: protein binding; glutaminase activity.
UAAGAUAAGGGAUUUUAUUCAUUUUACAACGCCAGUACAUUACAGUGCUAGUCAUUGCCCACGCUGAAUGUUAACGUGGUACAGUGCCUAUCUUUCAAUUUCGGGUUUUAGGAUUUUUUUCAGGCAGACAUUCUUCUCAACUUGCUCGAAAGGAUUGAAAUGUUACAGUUUAGGUUUUCGUCAGUGCUGAAGGAGUUGUUUCAAUCCAACCUAAAGCGCCCUUUGACAGGUAUUACAAGAAAUAAAACGUCGUUACCAAUCCACUACUGCUCCAGCAACGCCUCUCUUGAUGUCCAAGUCAGCUUCAAAUUGAAGCUUCUCCAUGCCGGUGUCCACCGCCCUUUGCUUUGCGCCGCACCUGGGACCCGGACCUACUGCACGAAGACCGAAGGUGCUGCUAUACCUGUGACUGAAAGUGCUAUACCGGUGACCGACCAGGAGAAGAAAGAUGAGACUGCCAAAGAAGCAGCGGCGGAGAAGAGAAGGAAGGCAGGCAUCCUGCCCAGUCUGGAGGACCUGCUCUUCUACACCAUCGCAGAGGGCCAGGAGAAGAUCCCCGUUCACAAAUUUCUCACAGCACUAAAGGCCACGGGACUACGCACAGGAGAUCCCCGGCUGAAGGAAUGCAUGGACACCCUUAAAGUCACCCUGAAGAACACCUCGGACGGAGUCAUGCUGGACAGAGACCUCUUCAAGAAAUGUGUCCAGAGCAACAUAGUCUUGCUCACCCAGGCCUUCCGCAAGAAGUUUGUCAUCCCCGACUUCCAGUCCUUCUCUUCUCACAUCGACGAGCUCUACGAGAGUGCCAAAAAUCUGACCGAAGGCCAGGUUGGUAAUCAGCCCAUCCUGGGGGAGGUUGCAGACUACAUUCCCCAGCUUGCCAAAUUUAGCCCAGACCUGUGGGCCGUGUCUCUGUGUACCGUGGAUGGACAAAGACACACGGUAGGCGACACCAAGGUCCCCUUCUGCUUGCAGUCGUGUGUGAAGCCGCUGAAGUACGCCAUCGCGGUGCACGACCACGGCACCGAGUACGUGCACCGCUUCAUCGGGAAGGAGCCCAGCGGCCUGCGCUUCAACAAGCUCUUCCUGGACGAGGACGAUAAGCCCCACAACCCCAUGGUGAACGCCGGCGCUAUUGUUUGCACCUCAUUGAUAAAGCAGGGAGCGAGCAAUGCUGAGAAGUUUGACUAUGUCAUGAACUUCCUGAAUAAGAUGGCAGGAAAUGAGUAUGUAGGCUUCAGCAAUGCCACAUUCCAGUCGGAGCGCGAGUCAGGAGACCGGAAUUUCGCUAUCGGCUACUACCUGAAAGAAAAGAAGUGUUUUCCUGAGGGGACAGACAUGACGUCCAUUCUGGAUUUCUACUUCCAGCUAUGCUCCAUCGAGGUGACCUGCGAGAGCGCCAGCGUCAUGGCGGCCACCCUGGCAAACGGCGGCUUCUGUCCAAUCACGGGCGAGCGCGUGCUGAGCCCGGAGGCAGUGCGUGACACGCUGAGCCUCAUGCACUCCUGCGGCAUGUACGACUUCUCUGGCCAGUUCGCCUUCCACGUGGGCUUGCCAGCCAAGUCGGGCGUGGCAGGGGGCAUCCUUCUGGUGGUGCCCAACGUUAUGGGCAUCAUGUGCUGGUCUCCUCCGCUGGACAAGCUGGGCAACAGUGUCAGAGGCAUUCAGUUCUGCACGGACCUGGUGUCUCUCUUUAACUUCCACAACUACGACAACCUGAGGCACUUUGCCAAGAAGCACGAUCCUCGCAGGGAGGGAGGCGACCAGAGGCAGUUUACCUUCGGACCAAUGGAUUACGAGAGCCUUCAGCAAGAGCUAGCUCUCAAAGACUCUCUGUGGAAAAAGGUGGUGCCCACUGAUUGCCACGAGGACAGCUCCACCACUGUAGUCUAUAGGAUGGAGAGUGUCGGGGAGCGCAACUAGGACCCCCUCUCUCCUCCCUACCUCCCACCUUCUCCUGUCCCCUUUCUACACCCAUAUAUGACUUCAUAUAUUUAUAUAAAUUAUCAAGAGGAUUAUUUAUUUCUGUAAGUUUUUAUUUUAUUUUUUUACAUAAUGUAAUGUCACAUUAUGUACUGGUGAUGAAUGACAAUUGAUUCUACCUGGGUUACUGUACUUUUUUUUCCCCUCUUUUUUUUUCUUUCUGUGUGUCUGUGGCUGCAAUCCAAACACUUAACAGACACACCCUCAGCCCUCAAAUGAAGUGGACACUUCUGAUGAUAUAUCAUGACGUCUGACGAGUUGACACUUGUAGGGCGAGGGAGGGAGGAAGGAAUUCUUUUUAAAUGAGUCGCCCUUGCCCGGAAAUUCGUCACUUGUUCAUCUCGCAACGAUUGUGUUUUCAUUCACCAGUAGCGUGUGGGUGCUUUAUAUGCGCAACAGUCAAUUAUGAUUGCAUGUCUACUUAUAUUAACUACAUAAUUAUUAAUAUAUGCCUACUGUAUCAUAGCUAGAAAAUGAAUUAGCUAACUAACGUUAGCCUGUCUAGUUGGAACUUCUGAAGACGGGGAAUGUUUUUUAUUUCUACAAUUUCCAAAAGCUAACCAAACAAAAACAUCAUUACUUUUACGAGACGUGUUUGUGUAGCACAAUUUGUAACUUCUUUACAUUCCUUUUUACUUACACUUGUAUGUUGACUCCAUAUUGACGUUGAGGUUUUAAGUUUUGGCGGACUUUUCUUAGCGGAUGUACCAUCAUCGCGAAUUGAAUUAUGGGGUGUUUCAGGCCCCGAAGCGAACAUAAUUGUACCCUCGCAAACUCUAUUAAAAAUGAGGGCUGAGGGGCUUGCGUUGCACACUUCCCUUGCUUGGCUAAUCAUUUGGACCGACGACAAAUAUGGCUGUGGGGAUUCCCCCUAGGGAAUAAGGCGAGGGUAAGUGGGUAAGUGGACGAGGGUGUGUCUUUUAUGAGUUUGAAAUGCAUCUCUUGUGUUUUUGGGGUCCCUGCAGAGCUGAGGGAAGCCCUUCUGGCUGCCUGUCUAGAAUGUCAGACUUUAGGGGCCUGAAGGGAUUGCCUGGCUCAGAUUGAGGCUUUGCAAGUAGACUUGAUCCAUUUCAUGUGUGCUUCAAUAUCUAAUGUGUUUGUUAACCAAAACGAGGGAGGUUUUCUCAAACCAAAAGCCAAGGGAAGAUGUGGAGCGUUGUGCUUUGACACACAUAAAUAUAAUGUAUCUCAUUAUAUUUAUAUGCGUUGACAGGCUCUUAAGGUUACUACAAGCUUAACUCUGUUGAUGUGUGUGUGUGUGUGUGUGAAGUGGGAUUUUUGAAGUAGAGGACUCCUUUUGGUAACAGGAUAUCCUUGCCGGUCCCGCCCGUUUUUUGGGGGGGUUUUUUGGUCUUCAUUUUUUGAAAACAAGGAACAGUAGGCUUCCUUUGCUUAUAGUAGUAGGCUGGCUUUAACCUGGCGAAAAACAUAGCAAGCUAGCUAGUCUUUUUUAGCUCCCCACAUCCCCAUGUGAAAUAAUCAGAUUGAUCAUUUAGAAAUAUGCCCUGGCAAAUGUUCUUCUACUUGCUGGUGUAACCUAAAACAUUAUCCCAGUUUGAUAUACUGAUUGUGUAUUCAUUCCCAUAUCAGUUAAAAAUAGAACAGCAUUUAUUUUUUUGUUGUAAAAAAAACACAUGGCUAGCAAGUUGGCUACAGCAGGUAAUACCAUUUCACAGUAGCCUGGAAUCACUAGUUACUAUUUCUAAAUAAAAUAAUGUUUUGGGUGGAUUCAGUUGCGGAGAUUAUAUUUGGUUAUCAAUGCAAAAUAGUCUACUUUGAUGAAUUGCCUAUAUAUAUAUAUAUAUAUAUAUCAGAUCAAGGAACCAAGCAAUAAUACUGCCCCCACGGCCGCAGAAGUAAUGAUACUGCAUGUCUAAAUUUUCAGGUAGUAAAACGGUACGCCGAACGCCAGAGCUUUUUUCAAGGAACCGCCCCUUUUGUGAUGAAAAAUGACAUUGCAACACUCCGAUAUUUGUGUCUGCAUAGAGCUUGUAGUAUGCUUUUAGAAGAGCAAACUGAGAUUAUAACGAUAAGGCACUUAUCAGGCGUGACACGGAGACGAUAUCAGUCGGACCAUUCUAACUUGCAUACCAGUGCUUUACCUUUCACAUACCAGCAACGGAUCUCACAUGAGCCGAUUUCUCAACUGCUGUUGAGUGGAGCGAAGCUUUUCAUCAAGGACGUAAAAGGUGACUCAUUCCACCCCCUUUUGUGUGUGUGUGCGCCUUUUUGUAUUUGAGUGGUGUGUGUGUCUUUGUGUGUCUGUGUGUGUGUGUGUAUACCAUGUUCAUCUAAGCUGUGACGCAUGCUGAGGGGACCUUGACCCUGGCUCUGACAGACCGACAAGACACCGCACAAACCUUUAGUUUUCAUGACAUAGCCUAGUAGAAUCCUGCUGGAUCUAUUCCGUUGGCAGUUGCAGUAUGCAUAUGUCAGAUGGCAUAUCGUGGUUAUAUAGGUCAUACGUAUAUGUAUUGUACAAGUCAGUAUACCAUUGAGAGAAAGUGUGAUCACACAUUGUUACCAAUUUUAUAUUUAAUCCGUAUUAUUACUGUGAAUUACGCUUAGCUACCCUUAAAGAGGAAGGGGAAACCAGUUCCUCUUAUCUAUACUGUAGCUUAAGAAUGCAUCAUGUUUAUUUCCAAUAUGCACUGUACAGUAUCUACAGUUUUCCCAAAGACUGUAUUUGCCUGGCGUGUGUUUUUUGGGGGGGAUUGUUAUCUUGCAGUAAUCUUGAUGAAACUCAACAGCAGCGUAGAACGGCAAGGGAAUCCACUUACUUCACAAACGUUGGCCACAUUUGCACAUGUACGUCAACCAGCAGGACACCGUGGGUGUCCUGCUGCUGGGGCUGUUUUUCUUGUUCAAUGUUGUUAUCCAAUCAUUCUUGAAACUGGACAGUUGAAUUGGUAUACACUGUUGUUGUAGUAGCCCUUUGUUACCCAUGUCAUGAAUGUGCUCUUCUUCUCGUGGGACCCAUAUAAGUCUAUGGGUCCCUUACCGGCCAAGGUUGGGGUCAAUUUGAAUUGAAGUCAAAUCAGGAAGUGAUUUAAAUGUCAAAUUCAUAAAUGGAAAGAAUUUUGAAAGAUACAUGGCUUCUCCCUUUCAGUUUGUUGACAAGUUAUUGAACAUAGAUGCCCUGUUUUUCAAUUAUUGAAUUCGAAUUUAUUCAUUGAAUUGGAAUUCCUGAAUUGGCUGACUUGAACCCACCCUAUCCCAUAUACUUUUAGUUAGUUUUUAGCUUCUUUUAGUAUCAGACUUUUACUUAAAAUAUAUUUUUGUUGUUUUGCCAUGUCAAUAUGCUUGGACUUCAUUUAAAAUUGUGAUUUGGAACUAGGACUACUAUUUCACUAAGGAUGUUUUUUUUUAAGUGUAGGCCUUAGAUGUCAGUCAGUCAGUGUGUGGUGCAAAGCAUUCACAAGUCUCUGCCACUGUGGAGUGAAGCUAGCUGUAGCUAGCCUAGCAGCUAACGUUAACUUGCUUGCUAAUGCUAAUUUACCAAAUAAUCAGUUCUGUUAAAUCGAUCCUAUUUAUUUGUACUGAAAUUGUAUCAUUUUUUUCCCUUGCUACUCGUGUGUUCUGAAACACGUUUGAGUGUGUUUUCUAAUGUCUUGCCCAUGUUGACAUAAUAUGGAGAAUGCAGGGGCUGAAAGCUUGCAAGACUUAGGAGUUAGGAUGACGUUAGAGGAUACAGGAGGAAGUUAUGGGGCUUACUGAACCUUUCUACUCUACUGCAAAAUGUGACUAAUAACCCCAAUCAAAUUUUACACAGGGGUUUUUUGAAUGCCGUACCAGUAUUUUCAUUACAAUUUCUGAUUUUUUUUUAAAUGAUUUCACAGCAACAUGUUUAAUGUUUCCCACAAUGUCAUUAUUUUACUUCAAAUUGCAUAUUUUUGUAUGAUUUAAUAAAUGUGUUUGAAUCCCACCUUGACAUUUUAAAGUUCAUUUUAGUCCUUGUAUUCUUUUUCAUUUUUCUGUUUCAAUCCAUAUCUGUGCCUUGGAGAAAACAGCUGUAGCCCUCCAAGUCUAACACACUAUACACACCAGCAGCCUACACUGUUAACUUAUUGAGAAUGUGUAUCACUGCAUUUAACAUUAACUUCUCGUGAGCUCCUCAGAUCUUAACCUGAUCUACCUGGAGUGUUGAUUUAUUACCAAAACCAGUUUGAGUUAGUGUCUUGGGCAUAAAAGGGUGUUGCUUUCACCUCAUAGUAAAGACACUGACUCUUGGUGUGGAUGAAAACACUAGGUAUUUGUCUUGUAGAACUUUGUAGUUCUACAAGAGGCCAGUAUUGCAAAUACUAGCAAAGAGCUUCAGUAGUUGCAAUGACAGGUGAAGUACCUGUUGAAAUCAUGUUGCCAUUUUAUAAACCAAUAAAGUACUAUAACCAACAAAUACCUGUUUGUCAAAUUACCACAACUGAAACUAAGUGGUUUAACCCUUUUUGUUUUAUUAGUUAACAGGGGAUUUUUUUCUUACUAGGAAAUUGUGGUAUCAAUGGGUAGUUUUUGACAUGUACCUUCAACACAAUUGGUAAUUUUGUAUCUGGUUUGUACUAAACGGUGCCUAGAGGUUUUAAUGAAUCCUUAACAAUCUGUAACGAUCAGUAAUUUAAUGUUAACUAGUUGGUAAUUCUUGUUUAAUUACUGUUUUCACCAUAUAAUUCCCAAGUAAAUACUGUACCUGAUCAUGUCUGUGCUAAAUACUUUGAAAGUGCAGUUUCUGUGACUAGCUUUGACUCUUCUGGUCGCAGUUCAACCUGAGCAGGAAAAAGAAAGGUGAGGGGGUGGGUGAUUUGGGGAGGGGUCUUGUGUGGUAUGCAGUGCAGUGCACCCUUUCAGAGUUAAUGAAACCAAUCAGAAGAGACCCCAGAAUGCAUUGUGCUUGAUCUGUGUGAGCUUGGUCUGUAUGCUCGCGCUCCGGUCAUUGUUCUGAACCAGUUUUUACUUGGUGAGUUAAGUCAAGUGUGCUCUCUUUGCUGGCAACUGUGUUACUUGCUGUACUAUGUCUGUCUGUAUAGUAUGGUUAUUGUAUUUCUGUUGUAGCCAUUCGUUUUCAGCCUGUCAAGGAACAUCCAUCACACUUAUAACAAACAUGACUGAAUAGUCACUGUUUCGGCUUCAGGGUGAUAGCGUGGGUAAUAACUAUCAAAGUAGUUAAGUUAUUGAGUAAUAAGUCAAAAUUAGCCUCUUUUGAGCCAGUUCUGUUUUAAUAGGGUGAAUUGUAUACACUUUUGUAUACAGUCUAGACAUUUUUGUAUGGGAAUGUGCUGGACUACCCUUGACAUGCUGUGCUCGCUUGUGUGUUGCAGUGUGAUCUCACCAACAGUGACCUGUGUCUGUGCAGGGCUGGGCUGAUAUAGGCCAGAUUGGAUUCAAACACACAUUAUGAUACCUGUGGGGGAGAUGUAGUCACUGCCAUAGAAAUAUAAGUAAAUCGUGUAAUUCUAUGGCAGUGGCGAUUUUGGUCCCAUGCCUAUGGUGUUACAUUUCACCUAUUGGCACAAUGCUCAGACUGGGUGUGUCUAAGUGACUUGUCCGUGUCUAGCCUCUUAAUAAUCAAAAGAAUCUCGGUCCAAAACGCCUCCCUGGCCCCAUAUGAACAGCGUGGUUCAGAGAUUCUCUGCCCCACAUUGGGUGUGUAUACAUUUGUUUAUUUCAAAACUAGCCUACAUAGCCCAUGUUUGUUGAUGACUGUGGGUUGGGAAAGGAUGCUAUCUUUUUUGUGGUAAAUAAUGCAAGUGACUUCAAUGGCUUUCUUUGAACGGGGGGGGGGGGGGGAUAUUAGAUUCACAG